Ornithodoros turicata is the source of this 756-nucleotide messenger RNA. RefSeq names its product phospholipase A2-like. Gene Ontology annotation, biological process: arachidonate secretion; phospholipid metabolic process. The record is from RefSeq and is a predicted model, not a curated record. Lineage: Eukaryota; Metazoa; Arthropoda; Arachnida; Ixodida; Argasidae. The transcript has 4 exons. Bases 52 to 729 code for a protein of 225 amino acids.
CUCUUUGGUGAGCGGCUCACACUCGGAUCAACAUACGUAGCAACCCAAACGAUGAAGGACAAUGCUAUGAAGUACACAAAUAGCUGCAUUUCUCCACUGAUAGGCCCUGUACCAAUGUGGGUUGCACUUGUGAAAUGGAACAAGGAUGGAGACUUCAUAUAUCCAGGUACAAAAUGGUGUGGUGCUGGAAAUAAAUCCACUACAGAUAACAAGUAUGGAGCUGGUGAAUCGACAGACAAGUGCUGCGAAAUACACGAUAACGCCACAGACUAUAUGCUGGCCUACGGAUAUCACAAUGAGAGUAAGCUGACAAACCCAAGUCCAUAUACACGAACAAACUGCUCGGAUGACAUAAAGCUCUUCAACUGCCUCUACAAUGACUCUUCCAGCCUUUCCUACGAGUUCGGCCAAGUAUUCUUCGACGUCGUGCAUGUUCACUGCUUUGCACACACGUAUCCGAUAGUGUGUAAAAACACAACAGGCGGGAAAUGUGUAGAGUACGGCAUGAACAAGACUCAAGGAAAGAAGUGGCAGUUCCUUCCUCCUCCAAACUUCUACAAAGCCUACACGAGGAAAUGGUUUAGUGACAAUUUCACAGUCCUGCCGGAUAAAGUGGACAACACAUGGGCUCUAGCCUGCAGGGAGGACCCUGAUAUGCAGUGCAGUCAAUAUGAUUACGUCAACGAAACAUUGAAACUACCAGGUCAACCAUGGAAGUUCAUAGCAUGAGUCCUUGCAGCAUUAAAGGAAUACAUG